Molecule: messenger RNA, 5344 nt
Organism: Electrophorus electricus (electric eel)
Lineage: Eukaryota; Metazoa; Chordata; Actinopteri; Gymnotiformes; Gymnotidae
Source: RefSeq, a predicted model, not a curated record
GCUACUGCACAACGAGUAUAUCAGACUGUGUAAGUGACGCUGCACCAAGGCACACUUUAAUCUUACUUCGUUUGGAAACGCAAUCACUAAUCUGCCCAUGUAUAAAUUUUCCUUAAUUUUUUGUAUAUCUCUGUUUCAUUCUGCCAAACAGUGAGGGUGAUAGAGUUCUUAUCUCUGUGUCAUGUAAUGUGUGAGACAGUCCAAAUUCACUAAAAUAGUUGCUCUGUUCCCCCGUGAGAGUUCUCUGUCUGAAUGAUGAGUCCCCACCACCUUUUUUCCAUCCAGAAGUGAUUUAUAUUGAGUAAACGAUUUGGAUCACCGAUGUAUUAGUGUGUGUGGAAUUGAACCAGUUACCCAAGAUAUCUGAGAAGGAAUUACACCGCUGCUUCGAAAAGUAAAUAACAAAUGUUUUCCACCGUUCGCUUAUGGACCAUAGACUUUUUAUGGACAGGAUCGUUUUCUUUAGUUGGAUAUCGACUCAUCAGUACAACAAGGCUAUUUAAUUCUCGCCAGUGAAGAGGAUUUUCUUUUCAUUCUUCACUUCAGUCUGGUUCAAGGCACUUCAUUUCCUAAAGCAGUGAUGUUGCUACGUGACGGGAAUUGAGUAUUCUAUCCUAUAUUCACUAAAAAGAAAUUGCAGACCUUACAAGAAGAGAUCUCCACCCACUCUGAGCAUGGACUUGGCGAGUGAUGCCCAUACUCUGGUGCUUUUUCUCACCUGCCUGGCAUCACUGUGCUGGGCCCAGGAGAAAGACUACACGGUGAAAGAGGAGCAGCCAGAGAACAUGCACAUUGGGAACCUGCGCAAAGACCUAGACCUGAGCCUGGACCCAAACAUUAAACUGUCCUCAGCCCUGCAGUUCAAACCAGUCUACAAAACAGGUGAUGUGCCUUUGGUUAGAGUUGAAGCAAGCACAGGGGAGAUAUUCACCACAGCUAAUCGCAUUGACCGUGAGAAGCUCUGCUCUGGAGUUUUUAGCGAGAAGCGCUGCUUCUAUGAGAUUGAGGUGGCUGUGCUGCCUGAUGAGAUCUUUCGACUGGUUAAAAUCCGUUUUCUCAUUGAAGACAUCAAUGACAAUGCUCCGCUGUUCCAGUCUACUGUGAUCAACAUCUCUAUCCCUGAGAAUACAGCAAUCAACAAUCGCUAUCCAGUACCAUCUGCCUUUGACCCUGACGUGGGGAUAAAUGGAAUCCAACACUAUGAGCUCGUCAAGAGUGUAAGUGAAUUUGGUCUGGACAUCAUUGAGACUCCAGAAGGAGACAAGUGGCCACAGCUCAUAGUACAGCAGAACCUGGAUCGAGAAACCAAGGACACCUUUGUGAUGAAGAUAAAAGUGGAAGAUGGCGGUACGCCUCCAAAGUCCAGCACUGCUAUCUUGCAGGUUACCGUCUCAGAUGUGAAUGACAAUCGUCCGGUGUUCAAGGACAAUGAAGUGGAGGUGAAUGUGCUUGAGAAUGCCCCUAUGGGGACAUCAGUCACACAACUCCAUGCUACUGACGCUGAUCUGGGAUCCAAUGCUCAGAUCCACUUUUCCUUAAGCAACCAAAUCUCCCCAGCCAGCAAACGGCACUUUGCAAUUGACAGCUUUUCUGGAUUGAUCACCAUCAAGCAACCACUGGACAGAGAGUCUAACCCAGUUCACAAGCUGAUUGUCCUGGCCAAUGAUGGUAGUGCUACCCCUUCAAGAGCUACUGUGCUAAUAAAUGUAACGGAUGUUAAUGACAACGUCCCUUUCAUAGAUACUCGGUAUAUAAUGAACCCUGUUAAUGGCACUGUAUUGUUAUCUGAAAAUGCCCCUCUAAACACAAAAAUAGCUCUAAUUACUGUGACUGACAGAGAUGCUGACCUUAAUGGUAAAGUGACUUGUUACACAGAUCAUGACGUACCCUUUCGGUUGAAGCCAGUUUUUAACAACCAGUUCUUGCUGGAAACUGCAGCCCCCUUAGAUUAUGAGACUACUCGAGAGUAUGCAAUUAGGAUUGUUGCAUCGGAUUCAGGAAAACCUCCUUUGAACACUUCAGCAAUGGUCCUCAUUAAAAUCAAGGAUGAAAAUGACAAUGGCCCAGUUUUCCCUCAACCAGAGAUUCAGCUGUCUAUCCCAGAGAACAAUGAUCCUGGAACACAGCUGAUAAAACUCAGUGCCACAGAUGCAGACAGUGGUUCUAAUGCACUUAUUCUUUAUACUCUUGGCUCUGAUGCACCUGAUGGGUUUAACAUUGACCUGCGGUCUGGUAUCCUCUCUGUUAGCAAGAGGCUAGAUAGAGAAAAACAAGAAAAAUAUUCAUUCACAGUUAUUGCCAGAGACAAUGGCUCUAAUCCUCUGCAAAGUAAUGUCACAGUGAAGCUAAUUGUCCAGGACCAAAAUGACAACAGCCCAGCUUUCACACAUCCAGAGUACAAUUUCUAUGUGCCUGAGAAUUUGCCUUUGUAUGGCACAGUUGGCUUGAUUACAGUUACAGAUGCAGAUGCUUCUGAUAAUGCGGUGAUCACCCUCUCAAUCAUAAAUGGAAAGGAACAUUUUAUUAUUGACCCCAAAACUGGGGUGAUCAAACCAAAUAUUACAUUUGACAGGGAGCAGCAAAGUUCCUAUACCUUUGUAGUCAAGGCUGUGGAUGGAGGAGUAAUUCAAACAACUUCAUAUGCCAAGGUAACCAUAAAUGUUGUUGAUGUCAAUGACAAUCGGCCUGUGUUUGUUAUCCCGUCCUCCAAUUACUCCUAUGACCUAGUCCCUUUUACAACCAGCCCUGGCUCUGUGGUCACCAGAGUGUUUGCCAUUGAUAAUGAUACUGGCAUGAAUGCAGAGCUGCAAUACAGCAUUAUAGGGGGGUCACCAAGAGGACUAUUUGCUAUUGAAAAACAUACAGGAAACAUUACCCUGCAAGAGAAGUUUGUUAAUGCUGAUCAAGGCCUUCAUAGGUUGGUGGUGAAAGUCAAAGAUUUGGGACAGCCAGAAUCCUUGCAUGCAAUAGCCCUUGUUCACUUGUUUGUGAAUGAUACCAUCUCCAAUGCCACAUUCAUUCAGGAGCAGGUUCGCAAAAGCAUGGAGACCCCUUUGGACAGAACUGUUGGGAACAAUGAUGUAAUCCCUCAGACCAAUGGCUAUGUAAUUGUUGUGAUAGCCAUAAUUGCUGGAACUAUGACAGUCAUCUUAGUUAUUUUUGUGACUGCUUUGGUACGUUGUAGACAGACACCCAGGCAUAAAGUUGUUCAGAAGGGGAAGCAGAGUGGUGAGUGGGUAUCACCAAACCAGGAAGGCCGUCAAAUCAAAAAGAAAAAGAAGAAAAAGAAGAGAUCCCCAAAGAGCUUGCUGCUUAACUUUGUGACUAUUGAAGAAUCUAAGUCUGAAGACCCUACCCAUGAGCACAUCAAUGGAACUUUAGACCUCCCAGUUGAACUUGAGGAGCAGACAAUGGGGAAGUAUAACUGGGCCACUACACCAACCACUUUUAAACCUGACAGUCCUGACUUAGCCAAGCAUUACAAGUCAGCUUCUCCCCAGCCUACCUUUCAGAUCAAACCAGAGACCCCAGUGGCUCCUAAGAAGCACCAUGUGAUUCAGGAGCUCCCCUUGGACAACACAUUCGUAGUUGGCUGUGACUCACUCUCCAAGUGCUCCUCCAGUAGCUCCGAUCCCUACAGUGUCUCAGAGUGCAGCUGUCAAGGGAGCUUCAAGACACCUGGGCAAAUCCACACCCGACAGGAGACGGCACUGAAACCGCCACUCUAUGGCACACUCUGUGGCACAAGUACAGCUCGCUCCCACAGGAUAAAAAUCAAUCUCUAGCUGCCAUAUCCUAAAGAGAGAGAGGGAGGGAGAGGAAGGCACUGACUGAAGAGGGGGAAAAAGCGCAUACUGUACAGGUUUCACUGCCUCAAAUAUGACCUAUAGAGAGGACUGCCAGACUAUUUUAACUGAAGCAUCUUUUUUUCUCGAAGAAAAAUUCUCCUAGUGGUUUUGUAGGAGAUUUGAAAUGUUUUGUUCAUUCCCUCGGUGUCCCCUUAAGUCACAACUCUCGAGUUUCCCCACCAGCUCACCCAAAUUGCAUUUGAAACACAGUGAACAAUUAUGUACAGGAUGUGUAUAUCAGUGCUUAUGUAUAUUCACCAGUCAUUUUGUGUGGGUGUCUAUUUAUUUACAUGCUUGUUUUAAUUUUAUGACAAAGUUCAGCUAAACUUUAACAUACCUGGUAGCUAUUUUUUCUUUGCCCCUGCCAUAACAUUGACUUUCCCAAUCCUGGAACUUGAUUAAUGAGUGACCAAUCGUUUCUCAAGAUGCAGACCACUUUUUGACUGUUUUGGGAAUGCCACAUUGUACCUCUCAGCGAUUGCCUUUGUUCUCCUUGCCUAAUGACACUGUCCCAAAGUACGUACAUUUUUCAAUGCUUGAGGUAUCACUGCAACACAUUACAGUGUUCUGAAGGUGUGUCACUGAUUGCCUCAAAUUGUCAUUUAAAACUUGGAGGAAUAAAAAAACAAACAAGUAAAUAAAUAAAACAUCGAUGCUUUGAGCAAAGCCACAGUCACAGAGAAUAUAACACAAGGUUCCUAAACAAACAACAAACAAGCAAACAAAAAAACUAAAUCAAAAGCUCCUUUAAUAUGACUAUAGCAAGGAACACGGUCUGACCUUUAUAUGUUGUCUGUCAUAGUCAGUUUUGAAAUCCAAGUCAGUAUAACUUGUGAGUUGUAUUUAUUUGGUUUCAUGGUGUAAACUUCAGACAGUGUGUAUAGACUUUAUAGGCUUCUGGUGCCUGUGUGUGGGCAGAUUCUGAAACUCACAUGCCAUUUAUUCACAUCAAGAAUCAAAACAAAAAAUAGUUUGUAUGUGAAAUACAAGAAUAAGUGGAGUAUUCAGGCUUUACAUAAAAAGCAAUAAAGUACUGUUGAGGGAAUUCAUGCAGCAGAAUCACUUUAAGCUUGACCAUAUGUGAGCCUUUGUUAGAAAGUCUGUUAUACUCAAGUUUCAGACCUGUUAUAGAUGAAUACAACUUUUUAAUAGUAUAGAAAGAACUGAUUCAAUGGAGAGCCCCUUUAAUCAGUAGUAAAACAUUUCCUGGGGCUAAUGGACUGCUUUGAUAUUGGUAGAAGAUGGUGUAGAGAACACACUAUGCCUCAUACAUUUAAAUGUAGCACUGUGUAACAGAUAGAUUUACCAAAUUUUUCAAGUAAAAAAAGGCUAUUAUUUGUGUGGAGGAGAUAAACAUCAUUACUUGUCAUAUGUGAAGUACAAUAUGCACCUUUAAAUUCUCUUUGUAUUCUUAUUUGCUAAUGUGUGACCUGUGUAUGAUGUUUUGUUACUGUAUGUUUGAGCUUCUGAACUUUAUUAAAGUAUUUUGCAUUGUA